GGGCUCUCCGCGCCGGGCCGUACCAAGAGCCGGGGGAGGCGGUGCCGGCGGAGCCGCGCCCCCCGCAACCACUCCCGCCGGAGGGGCGGGGUCCCCAGAUCGCCCCCCCGGCCGACCGCGUCUGGGGCCAUCCUCCUCGCCUUCUGGCCCGGGGUCCGAGCUGCGCGGGCGGCGCGGCGGGUGAGCCGGGCCCUGGCCUCCCCCAUCCUUCUCGAGAGAAUGGUCGCGUCCUCGGCGCUCUUUGCUACCAGGGUGGCCGAGGCUGUUUGGGGCGCUCUCCGGGCCCAGUGUGACUGGGCAUCCGGGGACCGCCAGGCCAGCGGGUUCCUGCCCUCCCCAGAUUCAGCAGCAGCAGCAGCAUGAAGACUUCUGUAGAGCUCACCAUCAAUGGGAUUCAGGCCCUCCAGCUGCAGCACAAAGGCCGAGGUGGCUACCGGGUCAAGUCCAGCACCUCCUACGUGGAUGAGACUUUGUUUGGCAGGCCUUCGGGGGCUCGGCCAGACCCACCUGAGUUUGACCCACCUUGGGCAGAAAAGGCCAGAUCUGGGAAGGCUGUGCUAUUGAUCCCUAAUUCUGAGAGUGCAAAAUGGAACCUUGAUUCGGACCCAACCAAAGGCAGGAGCAGUACCCCUCCUCAAACCCCCAGGAAGAAAAAUAAAUACAGGCUCAUCCGGCGCACACCAUCCUACUGUGAUGAGACUCUCUUUGGCUCACGAGACGAGGAACCCACCUGGGAGGCACCGUGGAUGAAGAAGGAAGACGCUGCAAAGCUCCGGCCCCUCCUUUGGACCCCACCAUCAGCGCCCUGGGCUAGUCGCUCACCCCGUCCCAAGGAGACCCCAUUGCGGGCCAUUCACCCUGUGGCUUCCUCUGAGCCAAAGAACAGGAGCAAGUCAGACAUUUGGCAGAGGCCCUUGGAUGGGUUGGAUUCCCCAGGCUCCCUCAAGAGGGGGUGCUCCCGAUCACUCACCCACCUGAAUGCCUCUCCUGUGAAGCACUCCCUUGCCACCAGUCCCUCCCACCAGAGGGGGCAACGGCAAGCUUGGGCUCAGACAGCUGCAGUGACCUUCCGGAGUCCUCUGGUGACCCCCAGGGCUCAUUCCAUCAGCCUCUCAGAACCAGCUACUCCCCGGAAGUAUCUGGCCACCCCAAAGCCAAAGCCACCCUGGAAGUGAUUUGGGACCCUUGCCUCCAUGUCAACCCUGGGAGCACAGACUGGGACAGGGCAUGGACUUGUGCCAGGCUUUAAUCUUAUCCCAGCCUAGGGAGCCCCCCGUCCUUGAGAAGAGCCCUGACUCAUUCACAUGCAUAUGCACCAUCUGCCCUAGGAGGAUUGGUGCAUAGACCCCAUCCUUUGGAAGAAAUGUUCCUCUUCCUCCUUCUACCUUGUUCCCUUGUCCAUAGCUGGAGGAGAUCACCAUGCCACCCAAUAAACUCUACUGUUGCCAACCCAUGGAGAAGAUAGUCUUCUCUCUCUCCUUUCAGUGUUUCCAGUCCAGAAUUCGUGCCAUUUGGGUUAUAUCAAGACAAAGGGUGACUCUUCCCAUCAAAACUUCUGGGGCACUGAGGCAUUCAUGUCCACUUGGGGCCAUGAAGUCUUUGGAGAGAAGGUUCUCCUAAGCCCUGGGUGUCACUGGCCUACACAUGCAGGCCUCAACAAGGCAUGGAGUGGGAACCCUUAGUGCUAGAAGGGUCCCAGGUUCUACCUCUGCCAGAAUCAUGGUGACAGCGUUAAGAGUGGGAAGGGAGCUCAUUAGCCAUUUUGGCCAACCGAUCCUGGACAGAGAAUGCUCUCCGCACCAUGCCCCAUAGGCUGUCCCGUGCUGAGGGGGCCUGGGCUGCUCUGAGAAUGGGGCCAAUGAAGUCCAGAGAGGCCCUUGGCCUGUGAUUAGGUCUCUCCUACUAAGAAAAACAAGGAGGUUGCAAUAUGUGUUAGUCAAGGGUGUUUCUUCAUGGCCCCUUAAAGUAUUAAAAUAUAUAUAUGUGCGGAUG
Messenger RNA from Trichosurus vulpecula (common brushtail), 1992 nucleotides. It is a transcript of the gene RITA1, whose product is annotated as RBPJ interacting and tubulin associated 1. Lineage: Eukaryota; Metazoa; Chordata; Mammalia; Diprotodontia; Phalangeridae. The record is from RefSeq and is a predicted model, not a curated record. Gene Ontology annotation, cellular component: cytoplasm; nucleus. Gene Ontology annotation, molecular function: tubulin binding. The transcript is spliced from 3 exons. Gene Ontology annotation, biological process: Notch signaling pathway; nuclear export; negative regulation of Notch signaling pathway. Bases 360 to 1175 code for a protein of 271 amino acids.